Messenger RNA from Ustilaginoidea virens, 2553 nucleotides. RefSeq lists its product as uncharacterized. The transcript is spliced from 3 exons. Gene Ontology annotation, molecular function: protein binding. Lineage: Eukaryota; Fungi; Ascomycota; Sordariomycetes; Hypocreales; Clavicipitaceae. The record is from RefSeq and is a predicted model, not a curated record. Bases 1 to 2553 code for a protein of 850 amino acids.
AUGGAGGAAUACGCCCAUCAUCCGCCUGUCAAAGGCCGUCUCAAAGAAAUGCUCCAGAAACCGAUCCCACACUCCUUCUUCAGCAUAAAACACGAGGCACAAUGCCAUCGACCUACAUCAGUAGUCACCGAGUUUGUUGAUACAGACUGGGACGAAGAGCUUUUGAGCGACUUCGAAGACAACUCGCCACGUACUAGUCUUCAAUCAUCUGGCCAGCCUAGUUUUACCACAGUCUCAUCAUAUGAUGAGGCACUCACGCCACGAUCAAGCAGGGGCCAAGAAUCAUAUCCCGAGGUUUGCCCACUUCAGGUGCAGGGUCCGCGUGGGCCUCACCUCUUUCGAGCUCUGACGGAUCCAUCCCCGGUGGACGAGGACGUUGUCUUGACUCUCUCGCCCAUCACGCCCAAGAUACCUGGCCGUAUGGGCGGCCCGCCGGUCAGACCGCAAACCCCACGCAGCAACGGUCAAUUUCAGUACACAGAUGCCGAGUUGGCUUUGUCAAACCUCUCAUCUUGGACACCGGAAAUGGUCGCCCAGUCGAUGCUUAAUGCAGGCGUGGGCCUCCUGACGGCGGAUCGCUUCAUCGAGAAUGACAUCAACGGUGCCAUCUUGGUAACGCUAAAGUUUGAGGACUUGCGAGAGCUGGAUAUACAGUCCUUUGGUAUUCGCACCAAAGUCUGGCAUCAGAUACAGAUCCUACGCGAAAGCCGGCCUCCUUCUCCUCGAAUGUGUACUCCAAUCGAAGACGACCCUGGUCAAGAAGCCCGCGUAGAGACUGUGAAGAAGCCCUGUGAAAACGGCGUCAAGAGGCAUCGGAGCAGCAAGCAGCGACCUCGUCGCAAGCCUCUGGGUGAGGAGGACAUCGUCCACCCCAUGGAGUCCGUGUCCAUCAUUGGCAUCGAGCAGGUCGUUCCCAAAGCUCACCACUGCUCAAAAGGAGAGAACUGCUCCAAGUGGAGAAGACAGCAAAGGUUGAUUGAACAGUUCAAGGAGCUUCAUCCUGCAGCCGAUGUCAAAAACGGCGGUACCGUCAUGAUUUACGGUGACGCGGGCAACCCCGAGACGGCAAGGGCCAUUGAUCCCAACGAAACAUUGCGGCCCUUGUCAGACGCCGUGCCAUCAGUUGUAGCCUCUUCCGAUGUUCUGGGACCCGGAGGGCUACGUCCUCUCCAGUAUCUUCAGGAAGCUACCUUGAGAAACGUUCAGGCUCGAGACGCCCAGUACAAUGUCCGCCAGUUUUUGAACUUUCAGCAAGGGAACGCCAACUCGGGUCAAGUACCGCCGACCCCACCGUUUGAGCUGAUGCCUGCGACAAAGCCUCCUCAUCAUGGUCUGCGCUACUUGCCCAAGCUCUCCAUCCCAAACCAAAUCCCUCAGCCUCGAGGCGGUCCUUUGAGAGAAGCUGCAGUUUCUCACCAGGCCGACUCUCAACAUCAAGCCCCACAAGUAGCACAGCAGAAGCAGUCGCCUCACCAUUUGCCGAAACAACCAGUCCGGCCAACAGGAUUCACGCCGUAUCGCAUGGACAAGGCUGCACCUCUGUCGCCAGACUUGGAACCUUGUCGGAAUCCUUACCGGUUCGGCAGCCCCUUUUCAGAAUUGGAUGUUCCCGUGCUCACGGCAGUGCCCAUGGGGCCUGUGACACGCAAUGUUUCUCAGUCUGUACCGCCUGACAUGAGCUAUCGGGCUGCUCCGGCAACCAACACGGUCACGCGCGCUCGAUCGCAGUCCCGGGCUUCGUCUCGAAGGCCUUCCUUUUCUUUGCUGGCUGCCGUCAAUGAGAAUACCGAUCUCCUGCAGCUGGGCAGGACCCCGUCUCCGGAAAGCGCAUGGUCUCCCGUGCGCCGCGUGGAGCCGCCGCAGCAGCAGCAGGCGCAGCAGCAGGCGCAGCUGCAAAACUCAACCCUGGCUGCUCCUCCUCGGUUCAACUAUCCAUGGUCCCCAGCAGGCCGCACGAGAUUCGAGCAUGCCUUACCCCCCUUGUCUACCUUGGGCCCGGGGCAGCCCAACGAAGCCACGGCCACUGGCAAUGGCCUCAUUACUUGUCAGGGUCCGAUGAAGAAGCGCAAGACUCGCCUUCUUCGUCACGAAUGGCUGGAUGGCUACUUCACCCUCAAGGGCACCAGGCUCCACAUGCACAAAGAUAUUGGACAACAGGACCGUACUCUUGAGUACAUUGACAUUGACGACUAUGCCAUAGCAUGUUCCAGCCUCGCAUCCACGUCAAAACUCAGUGCUGCGUUCAAAGCUGUCCACCUCUCCCACAAAAGGGAGAAGAGCGAGCCGGUGGGUGCGUUCAGCUUCCAGCUCAUCCCCCAGGACAAAAAUGCGAGCACGCGUCUGCGCAAAAGGGACAGCUCCAUGAGCGGCACGAGCGGCACGAGCGGCAAUGGCUGCCCUUCAGAAGGUGCCAACGGAACAGGAAAGACGCAUCACUUUGCCGUCAAGAACCGGGACGAGCGCAUCGAUUGGAUGCGAGAACUGAUGCUUGCCAAAGCCAUGAAGCAAAAGGGGGAAGGCUUUGAAAUCAGCGUCAAUGGAAACAUGAUAUAG